Molecule: messenger RNA, 660 nt
Organism: Anopheles marshallii
Lineage: Eukaryota; Metazoa; Arthropoda; Insecta; Diptera; Culicidae
Product: neuroglobin-like
Exons: 3
Coding region: 1-660 (219 amino acids)
Molecular function (GO): heme binding; oxygen binding
Source: RefSeq, a predicted model, not a curated record
AUGGGUUGUGAAUUAACGAAGCUGGCCAGCAGUAGCAAUGGUGGCAAUUCCAAGUCGAACAAUAUGCCGAGCCUGGACGGUUGUGGGCCACCGCCAGUGGACAGCCGGUUACCGCUGACGGCGAAACAGAAAUACACGAUGGUGGCCUCGUGGAAGGGCAUCAGCCGUGCGAUGGAAACGACCGGGAUCACCAUGUUUAUCAAACUGUUCGAGGAGCAUGCGGACCUGUUGAAUAUGUUCACCAAAUUCAAGGAGCUCAAGACGAAAGAGGAGCAAGCAACCUCGGAGGAGCUGCAGGAGCACGCGAACAAGGUGAUGAACACGCUGGACGAAGGCAUCCGGGGGCUGGACGAUUUGGAUACGUUCUUCGAGUUCAUCCACCAGGUCGGUGCGUCCCAUCGGCGCAUACCCGGCUUCAAGCAGGAGUAUUUUUGGCGCAUCGAGGAACCGUUCCUGUCGGCCGUCUCGACCACGCUGGGCGAUCGGUACACGCAGAACGUGGAAGGAAUUUACAAGCUCACCAUCAAGUUCAUCAUCGAAACGCUGGUAGCGGGCUAUGAAGCAAGUGCCAACAAUAAUGUCGACAACAACACCACGACCUCCACCAGCAGCAGUACGCCCGCCACGAAGCGAGCGGACGAACCGAACCGGGCAUCCUGA